This is a messenger RNA of Pseudoliparis swirei, 6715 nucleotides long. It is a transcript of the gene znfx1, whose product is annotated as zinc finger, NFX1-type containing 1. Gene Ontology annotation, cellular component: nuclear RNA-directed RNA polymerase complex; nucleus. Bases 616 to 6405 code for a protein of 1929 amino acids. Gene Ontology annotation, molecular function: helicase activity; zinc ion binding. The transcript has 19 exons. Lineage: Eukaryota; Metazoa; Chordata; Actinopteri; Perciformes; Liparidae. Gene Ontology annotation, biological process: regulatory ncRNA-mediated heterochromatin formation. The record is from RefSeq and is a predicted model, not a curated record.
UGCGCACAGCAACCGGCGCCUUCACUAUUUAAAAACUAGACACAAAACAUAUGCCGCUUUCACAGCUGCCAUGUUUACAUGCAGAUUAAUAUCGAUACAAUUAGUAUGGUAUUCUUUUUUUAGUGCGUCACAACCCUUUCAGUGAGCAGUCAUUCAUAAUACCAGGGCCUUGUCCUACCUAGAUGGAACCAUACUUCAUUUCGAUUAAUUAUACCUGCGUCUACCUGCAAUGGCGUGCUAAAUUGUAGUGAACAUAGCUUAUAGGGCAUAUACUUAGUUGUGUGCGUAGAUGUUAAACACGUGCCUCUUACUCAUAUGUGUGGUGUGUGUUUUUUUUUGCAUUGACGUUUUGCCAUUUAAGGUGUGGCGUGUCUGUUCUGAAGAAACGAAAACGAAAACGACAUCCCAUUUAAAUAGCAGCUGUCUGGGUCGGGCUGUGUGAGUCGCAGUCGCAGACACCGCUGAGCCAGAUACUUUCGGCUGAGGAGGCUCGGUUCUGUGAUGCUAGAGCUAAAUGGGCUCGCUUUCCUUGUAAAGCUCCAAUUGUGCGCAAGUGUUCAUGUCAAGUGGAUAGUUUAGAAAUCAUCUGUACUGCCGACCAGAACUUCAGCAACCAUGGAAAUAACUGGUGCAGAUACUGGCCAAAAUCAAAGCGCUAGUGGAGGGAAAGGAGAAACAAGUUGUGAACAAACCCCACAAAGAUCCAGGAGUACCAGUGCUAAUAGGCAGGAGAUGGAUGGAGGAAGUGCAGGCCCAGAAAAAGGGGGUGAAGGAGGUGUGAGGAAAGGAGGAAAGGAGGAGACAUAUGGAGUUGAAGGGUGGCGACGAAGAGGAGCAGAGGGAGCAGCAGCAGCAGGCAGAGGAGGAGCAGGAAGGGGAGGAAGAGGAGGAAGAAGGGCCGCAAACAGAGGAAGAGGAGGUGGAAGAGGAGGAGAUGGUGCAGCAAGAGGGAGAGGAGAGGGAGCAGCAGCAGCAUACAGAGGAGGAGGAAGAAGAGGAGAGGGUGCAGCAGGCAGAGGAAUAGUCCGGGGUGGAUGGAGAGGAAUUUGGCUUGAGAACAGAGAUGAAGGUUGGAAUUGUGUGCCACAGGGUCGUGGCCUGGGCUACAACACACUGAGAGAACUCUCUGGAAAAGAUCCGUCUGUCGUGGCCAUCACCCUGUCUGCGCACCCCGCCCUGAAAGAGGUCGUGUGUGUGACAGAAAUGAGGCAGGACCAUAUCGAAGUCCUCUGCCUGGUGCUGAGUAAUGCCUUCAACUCUCAGGCAGACCGCUGCACCCUACAGCACUUGGCUGGCAUCAUAAAAGAUUCCGGGUUCUUCCGCACCAUCCUGCCCCACUAUCUGGGCGGCAUGGCGUCCGAGUCCAAAGCCGUCCGCAUGGAGAACUACCCUUUGCACCUGAACCACAUCGCGACUAUUCUGUCGAAGGUCCUCGGCAUUUUCCCUGCCAGCACGGCCCAGGCUGCGAGUCUGCUCCUGACACUGCUUAAAGCCUCCAUCAACCACCUGAGGGCAUCCGGGGUGGUCAUCCAGCCUCAAACGGAGGAGAGCGUGGAGAACCUCGAGGGUCUGAUUAAGCACCUCCAGGAGAGAUCCAGGGAGGGCACCCUGCGCUCGGACAAGGACACCUACGCCCUCCUGCCCAUCGCAGGUGAUGAAAUGCAACAAGAUUUCCGGACCAUACCCAUCUACCCAACACCUGAGGAGUUCCAGCAGGAGCAGAGACCCUUCCUCCGAGCCAACCUCACCUCUCAGCGCUACACCAACACCCACCUCUACCUCGACACGCACUUCCGGCUGCUGAGAGAGGACUUUGUGCGGCCACUCCGUGAGGGCAUCCAGCAACUAGUUCGCCAAAUGGACAGGGCCGAUGGGGGUGAUCAUCCUCUGAAGAAGAAGAAGUUUGAUGACAUCAGAGUAUAUUUUGACACGAAACUGGUGGUGCCCAAGUGCACGUCUGCUGGCAUCGCCUACAUCGUCCAGUUUGACAUUCAGCCGCUCAAGUUUGUGUGCUGGCAGAGCUCCAAGAGGCUCAUCUACGGUUCCCUGGUCUGCUUGUCGUGUGAUCAUUUUCAGACCUUGUUGUUUGCCACGGUGUCAGAUCGGGAUCCCAAAACCUUAGAGCAGGGGCUGGUCCAGAUUGCCUUUACUGAAGAGAGCAGAAGCAAGGUGGCCAGAUUUGAGAAUGAUCAAUUGUUCCUGAUGAUUGAGGCCACUGCCUACUUUGAGGCUUAUCGGUAUGUCCUAGAGGGUCUGCAGGAGCAGAAGGAGGACGACCUGCCCUUUCAGAGGUACAUCGUGGAGUGCAACCCAGAUGUGCAACCCCCGGCUUAUCUGCAAAUAAGCGAUGAGUAUGACCUGUCAUCGGUUGCUCACCCUGACCAUGAGCACACCAUGCAGCCCUUUCACAGCAUGGAGGCACAGGCCUGGCCCAGAAAGGAGGAGCUGGGGCUGGAUGAGUCUCAGAUGAGAGCCUUCCAGCUGGCUCUCACAAAGGAGCUGACCAUCAUCCAGGGACCUCCUGGCACGGGAAAAACCUACGUUGGCCUCAAGAUUGCUCAGGCUCUGUUGGCCAAUCAGGAGCUUUGGCGAGAUGGUGUUGACAAGGCUCCAAUGCUGGUAGUGUGUUACACUAACCAUGCCCUGGAUCAGUUCCUUGAGGGUAUUCAUAAGUUUCUACCAGAUGGAAUAGUGAGAGUAGGAAUGCGCAGCAACAGUGAGAUCCUGAAGCCUUUCAAUCUCAGGGAGCUGACCCGCGCACCUGGCUUCAAAUACAAGCUGCCGGCUGACUUGCAUCGCGCGCAUGGUCAGGUUUACAGGCAGCUGUGUGAGGAGGAGAGGGCCAUCCAGACUCAGAGUGUGAAGCUGGAGUGUUCUCUGAAAGGCAUCCUGCGGGAAAUCUUCUUAGAGACCGCCAUCUCACCCGAACACUGGGAGAGUCUGUGCCGGAAACCACCUACCGAGGAUGGUUUUCGGAUCUGGGGUGAGAAGAAGUCCAGUCUGAUCGUGGAGUGGUUGGGUUUGGGUCCCGACGUUUUCCUGCAGAGGGAGACAGAGAAUGCAGGUAGAGAUGACGCGGCGGAGCUGGAGGACGAGGACGACCUCAUUGUGAUCGCAGAGGAAGCGGAUCUGAAUCAGAAAGAGCGGUUCAUUGAAGACGGCGGCGGUCCCAGAGGUGGCAGGGAUGGCAAAAGGAGCGGAGACAUUGAGGAGGCUGUUAGAGCAGCAGAGGAAAUGAUGCUGGCUAUAAACCUGAAUGCAGAUGAAGUGCAGCCCGAGCAGAGCGAGGGAGGGCACUGGCAGAUACAAAAGUCCCAGAAGAAGAAGUUGAAGAACCGAAUCAGAAAAGAGCUCGGGAAGAGCUCGGCUAUGACUGAAACGGAGGAAGCUGCUGUCUGGGAUGUUUGGACCCUCAGCCGGCCAGACCGAUGGAGACUCUAUCGGUUGUGGGUGGCGCGCUACAGAGUAAGACUCCGCACCAUAAUCCAAAGUUCUGAAGAGGCCUAUCAGAACGCAUCGGACAGAUUGGCUGAUAUAAAACGUCACGAGAACCUCUGUCUCCUCAGCAAAGCCACGGUUAUUGGCAUGACAACAACCGGGGCAGCCAAGUUCCGUAGUGUUCUGCAGAAAGUGCGUCCACGCCUGGUGAUUGUGGAAGAAGCCGCGGAGGUUCUGGAGGCUCACAUCAUCACGACGCUGAGCAAAGCGUGCCAGCACCUCAUCCUCAUCGGAGACCACCAGCAGCUGCGCCCCAGUGCCACAGUAUAUGAGCUCGCUAAGAACUUCAACCUGGAGAUAUCCAUGUUUGAGCGGCUGGUGAAAAUGGAACUCCCCUAUGUUAGACUCGACUACCAGCAUCGUAUGAGGCCAGAAAUUGCCUGUCUUCUGACCCCACACAUCUACGCAAAGCUGGAAAACCAUCCGUCUGUGUUGGACUACGACAGCAUCAAGGGCCUUGAAACCAAUUUAUUCUUCGUGGAGCACACCAACCCAGAAGAAGAGAUCAAAGAUGGGAAAAGCCAUCAGAACAAACACGAGGCGAUGUUUGUCGUCGCUCUCUGCCGCUAUCUUAUUCUUCAAGGGUACAAACCACAGCAAAUUACCAUCCUCACAACCUAUACCGGGCAGCUCUACUGCCUGCGCAACCUUAUGCCUGCCAAACUGUUCACAGGGGUCAAAGUGCACGUAGUGGACAAAUACCAGGGGGAAGAGAAUGACAUUGUUUUGUUGUCUCUGGUUCGCAGCAACUUGCAGGGUGUCGUUGGCUUUUUGAACAUUCCCAAUCGCGUCUGUGUAGCCCUGUCUCGUGCCAAGAAAGGCCUCUACUGUAUUGGCAAUGGCGCAAUGCUGGGCAAAGUCAAACUGUGGAGCAACAUCUUCCACACCUUGAGGGAGAAGGACCAGAUUGGAAACGCUCUGACGCUGUGCUGCCAGAAUCAUCCAGAGCGAAAGGUGAAGGCGGCUCAUGCCGAGGAUUUCAAUCAAGCCCCCGAGGGAGGCUGCACAAAGCCCUGCGAGUUCCGUUUGGAUUGCGGCCACGUGUGCGUCCGUGUCUGCCACCCCUACGACCCCGAGCACAAGGAGUACCAGUGUCUCAAGAAGUGCCAGAAGAUUCUAUGCGAUCUGGGACACAAGUGCCAACUUUCGUGCCACGAAAAAUGCGCGGAGAAAUGUUCAGUGAGGGUUGAGAAGAUCAUGCCCAAGUGUCAACACGCACAGAUGGUUCCGUGCCACCAGGAGCCCGAGAAGUUCACAUGCCAGGAGCCCUGCGCGGAGCUGCUCCCCUGUGGACAUCCGUGUGAAUUGGCGUGUGGAGAGCCGUGCACCAGUCUGUGCAAUGUGACGGUCACCGUGGAACUGAAGUGUGGCCACAGUCAACAAGACAAAUGCUAUUUCAAAACCCACGCACAAGAGGAGCCUGAAUGUCGAACCCCUUGCGAGGAGCAGCUCAAAUGUGGCCACGCCUGUCGCGGCAGCUGUGGCCAGUGUUUCGAGGGGCGCUUCCAUUGGCAAUGUCUUUCCACCUGUGAUCGUCUCCUGAUUUGCUCUCACAUGUGCCGCGAGCCCUGCACUCGUCAUUGCCCCCCCUGCGAGAGACCAUGUGAGAAUUGCUGCGUGCACAGCAGGUGCGCGAAGCCAUGCGGACAGCCGUGCGCUCCGUGCGUCGAGCCCUGCUCUUGGCAGUGCCCCCACCGAAGCUGCGGUAAGCUCUGCCACGAGCCGUGCGACCGUCCGCCAUGCAACGAGCCCUGUGCCGAGACCCUCGAAUGCGGCCACCGAUGCAUCGGUCUGUGUGGAGAUAAAUGUCCGAGCAAAUGUCGCGUCUGCAAUCACGAUGAGGUCACCGAGAUUUUCUUUGGCACCGAGGAUGAGCCCGAGGCUUUCUACAUUCAGCUAGAGGACUGCGGACACAUCUUUGAAUACACAGCCAUGGACCAUUACAUGGGGAUGGACGCCAACCAGCAGGCAAGUGGAGAAGAGGAUGUGAUCAUCAAACUGAAGGAAUGUCCCAAGUGUAAAACUCCAAUCCGCAAGAAUCUGCGCUAUGGAUCUCACAUCAACCGCUGUCUGGCUGAGAUUGAGAUGGUAAAGGAAAAGAUAAAUGGAUGUCAGGCGAAUCUUGAAAUGCACAGGAAGACCCUCCAAAAACAGUGGGUGGACAACCGUCUCCUCUUAAAAAUGCAUUGCCGAAAGGACUAUCAGCAAAUCGAUGACAAGCUCCAAACGUCUCGUCUGGUAAAGAGCCUGUUGGUCCUGGAACACCAGAUAGAUUUCCUCAUAAAAGUUGCAAAGCUGAAGAAGAUCCAAAGGGAAGAACUGUCGGAAACUCAAAGCGCGACAGUAGGAGAGCAUGUCGAGGAGUUUGUGCGCUGGCUCAAUAAACCGGGCCAACGAUUCACCGAACAGCAGGUCUUUGAUUUGGAAAGGGAGCUGCAGAGAAUCGCCCUCCUGACUGAGCUCCACGCCCGUUGCCACAUGGCAGACGCGCGAGGACAAAGUGACAAAAUACAAUCCGAGGUACACGCGAUCACAGAGGUUUUGAAAAAGAACGGCCAAUUCACGGAGCACGCUCAAGACUUGGUGAGAGAAGCCAUGAAGGAACUCGACACGAAGUUCCCACCCUCUGGCUUGGGGAUCACCGAGGAGGAGAAAAAGAUGCUCGUCUCCGCUCUGCAAAUGGAGCCUGGACACUGGUACAAAUGUCCCAAUGGCCACGUCUACAUUAUAACCGAGUGCGGAGGGGCGACGGAGAGUCGACGCUGCACCGAUUGUGAAGCGACCAUUGGUGGGGCCAAUCACACGCUGGCUGGGGGCAACCAAGUCGCCUCAGAGAUGGAUGGGGCGCUGCAUGCUGCUUGGUCCGAGGCCAACAACCUUGAAAACUUCAAUCCGAUUGACUUUUAACAAGCCGUCUUAGAGAAGUGUGUUGUUGCCUUCAGAGUCCUGGACUGUUAUGAGUGCUUUCAAAAGGCGAUCAGACACAGUUAAAAGAUUUCUUUUUUUUCAAUGAAGAUAACAUGUUUAUUUACUUCCUGGUUCAGACAUGGUAGGUAGUGUUUUUUUAUAAAACACAGCGUUGCUGCAUUUGUGUAAGUAACAGUUGUCCUGUUGAACAAUAGGUGGCAGUAAAACACUGUUAAAGAACCAACAGAGAAAUAGCAUGAUAUAUCAUUUGUACAGCUUGCUCAAAUGGAAUAAAACAUGUUUUAAUCCA